GGCCCAGCCCCGGGCUUCUACUCCCGGGUCCAGGGCUUCCAUGCUCUCCCAGCGCCUCCCUUAGGGGUUGGGAAAAGAUGUUGCUAUCAUAGGUCGCUGAGGCCACUAUCUUCUCUCUUAUUGGCCAAGGCCGAAAAAAGAUCGUCCUCCCAUUCGCUAGCAGGCAAACCCCGAGGAAGCCCAUUGGCUGUGUCGUCCUCAGCGCUCUAUCCGCUCUGAAAGCGGCCGAGGCCGUGAGGGGAGUGGGCGGGCCGGGGGCUCGCUGUUGCCGUGGUUACUCGGAGGCACGUGUGCAGUCCCGGAAGCGGGUCGGGGAAGAGGCUCAGCGCGCGCCGCGGGAGGAAGCAUCCCCCGGUCCGCUCGGGUCGGGUCCGGCUGGGCCAUGGAGUCGCUGCCUGAGCCCACGUCCCGCUGUCUGUUGCUUCUUCGCUUGCUGCUGCUGCUGCUACUGCUGCCGGCCCCGGAGCUGGGCCCGAGCCAGGCUGGAGCAGAGGAGAACGACUGGGUCCGACUGCCCAGCAAAUGCGAAGUAUGUAAAUAUGUCGCUGUGGAGCUGAAAUCAGCCUUUGAGGAAACUGGCAAGACCAAGGAGGUGAUCGGCACAGGUUAUGGCAUCCUGGACCGGAAGGCCUCUGGAGUCAAAUACACCAAGUCCAUUUCAGAGCCCCCAGACCAGAUGACCUAUCUUCCUUCCAGCUCUGACUUACCUCCCGUUGGUGAGAUGGAAACUCAGGUCCUUUCGUGCUGCUGUCUCGGCAGGGACUUGCGGUUAAUCGAAGUCACUGAGACCAUUUGCAAGAGGCUCCUGGACUAUAGCCUGCACAAGGAGAGGACCGGCAGCAAUCGGUUUGCCAAGGGCAUGUCAGAAACCUUUGAGACACUACACAACCUGGUCCACAAAGGGGUCAAGGUGGUGAUGGACAUCCCCUAUGAGCUGUGGAACGAGACUUCUGCAGAGGUGGCUGACCUCAAGAAGCAGUGCGACGUGCUGGUGGAGGAGUUUGAGGAGGUGAUCGAGGACUGGUACAGGAACCACCAGGAGGAGGACCUGACUGAAUUCCUCUGCGCCAACCACGUGCUGAAGGGAAAGGACACCAGUUGCCUGGCAGAGCGGUGGUCCGGCAAGAAGGGAGACACAGCUGCCCUGGGAGGGAAGAAGUCCAAGAAGAAGAGCAGCAGGGCCAAGACAUCAGGCGGCAGGAGCAGCAGCAGCAAGCAGAGGAAGGAGCUGGGUGGCCUUGAGGGAGACCCCAGCCCUGAGGAGGAUGAGGGUAUCCAGAAGGCAUCCCCCCUCACACACAGCCCCCCGGAUGAGCUUUGAGUCGAACCCAGUGUCCCCUGUACCGAGACCCCUGACUUUGAAGCGGAAGUGUCUGGGGCUUGACUCUGGCAGGCACACAUGGCUCUGCCGGCUGCAGCUCCUCCCUGCCUUAGCUGUGACCCUCUAAAGCCAAGGAAAGACACAAGCCCCAGGAAGAACGCAGAACAGUCGUGGUCAGCCCAUGCCGGCCUAUUCCCUCCACCACGCAUUUCUUUCCUGACUCAGGCUUCAGGUAAGCCGUGUGGUUUCAGGACUGUGAGGACUCCAGGGUGAACUCAGGAGGGGCAGGUGUCAGAGCUGGGCCCUGGGACUGGAGCCCCUCCAGAGCCUGUGAGGAGGGCAGCCGGGCCUUCUCCCCCCCACACACAGGGAAGAAAGACUGCAGCACCCCCUAGCACCUCCUCUCUGCUCACCCGCUCCUCUGGACACCUUAUAUACUCUGCCUGGUGCUCCGCAGGACUCACAGAGUAAAAACCUUCUGACCCCUUGGUUCC
This is a messenger RNA of Carlito syrichta (Philippine tarsier), 1815 nucleotides long. RefSeq names its product canopy FGF signaling regulator 3 (gene CNPY3). The transcript is spliced from 7 exons. Gene Ontology annotation, molecular function: signaling receptor binding. Lineage: Eukaryota; Metazoa; Chordata; Mammalia; Primates; Tarsiidae. The coding region runs from base 383 to 1321 and encodes 312 amino acids. The record is from RefSeq and is a predicted model, not a curated record. Gene Ontology annotation, cellular component: endomembrane system.